This is a messenger RNA of Symbiodinium natans, 705 nucleotides long. The record is from the annotation of a GenBank genome assembly. NCBI's taxonomy places the organism in Eukaryota, Dinophyceae, Suessiales, Symbiodiniaceae.
AUGUUGAAGUUGAAGUUGCUGUUGAUUGUUCUCGUCUUUGCCGUGCCACUUCCAGUUGCGGUGGGCGGCAAGGUCCGCAAUCAUGGUCUCCAUGCGCUGGCAGAGGAGGAAGGCGUUGAAAACAUCCUGGAGUGUGGCGUGCAGAAGGGGUCAUCCACCGCUGCGUUCCUCAGUGCGCGUCCACUCCGUCUGCAUUCUGUGGACAUCACAAAGAAGAUUGGCUUCGUGGACAGGCUCGAACGCCUUGCUGCACAGUGUGGAGCAACGAGCUUCCAAUUCUUGCAGCAAAGCUCUCUGGAGGUGAAGCUCAAAGGAGAGGGCGCACUACCGGCUCCAGAUCUGCUUUUCCUUGACACCUUGCAUGCCGGCCCACAGCUGUCUCGGGAGCUUUCCCUCCUGGGCCCAAGCGUAAGGCGAUACAUUGUCUUGCAUGACACAGCCACUAAUGCAUUUGAGGAUGAGGGCGCCGAGCACUAUCCCGAUUUGAAGGGCUACAAUGACCAGACCUCUGGCAGCUCUGACCUUCCUUCCUUUCCUGGAUUGUGGGCUGCCAUCAUCGACUUCCUAGUCGCCUUUCCGGAAUGGUUCCUGGCCUUGCGCUGCUUCAACAACUGUGGCCUGGUGGUGCUCAGGCGCUCCGAAAGCGCAGCGAAGGACGCCGAGAGCCGGCGCUGGCUGCGUACAAGGACAGCCUGGACAGUCUAG